Messenger RNA from Clupea harengus (Atlantic herring), 1735 nucleotides. RefSeq lists its product as uncharacterized. The record is from RefSeq and is a predicted model, not a curated record. Lineage: Eukaryota; Metazoa; Chordata; Actinopteri; Clupeiformes; Clupeidae.
UAACCACCUGGCGUUCCCGCCCCCUACAACUGGAGUUUCGUAAGGAGUUGUGUAAGGAUGGUAAUUACCUCUCAGCCACGCUACAGGGAACAACAUCCUAGACCAGGAGCGGAAUAGACAACACAGCCCAGAGUUGAGACGAUAUGUAUCCCAACGGCAGGAAAACAGCGGCUGAAAGUCAGAUUGUAUCAGCGGAGAUCGUUUCUGGACUUUUGCUGACCAUUUUAUACAGGAUCAUUUCCAAGAACAUUUUUCCACAGGGGGAAAAAAUUCGGAUGGAUGGAGAACCCUUUGAAAUGACGCGGUCACUGGUGUGUGUGUGGCUGGCCAGCAACGUGAAAUUUCUACUCUUCAAAAGUAACAAGGCAGUGUCACUGACCGAGCAUUCCACAUCCAGGCUCAUGGCGUCCCUUGCACUGCUCGUUGGCACCUGCUGGGAAAAUGGAACCAGUGGAAUGUCCUCAAACCAUAUCCCUGGGCUGGACCUGCUGGUGUUCUCCUGCUUCAUCCUCAGCAGCUUCAUCCUGAUGGCCCUGGACCACAGGCAGAGGAAGAGGACCAUAGACAUGCGUGUGAUCUUCAGCGACGCGCAGAAGAUGAGGACCAUAGACGUGCGUGUGAUCUUCAGCGACGCGCAGAGGUUCUUCCUCCACAUGGACUUCUUCGCGACCUUCAUGUUUGGCCUGCUGUGGUUGGUCUUCCCUGAUUGGCUACUUGGGAGCCAGUACGUGAGCGGCUGUCAUGACGACCUGCCCCUGCCCUUGCACCUGACACGAGCCUUUGGAGCCAUGAUGGUGGGGGACAGCUUCGUCUCACUCACCUCACCCAACCCCCACGUGAGCAAAGACAGAGCAUCACUCUUCAGCAGCAGAGCUGUGGGUACCCUGGUACUGCUGAUGUAUCUGCUCCACUCCCACUUCAUCACGGCCUCCUGGACCUCUGGGCGGGUCUGGAUGGGUCUGCUGGGGGCUGGGAUCUGGGCUGGUAACUCUGUCCUGGGAUACCUCGCCUCCAGAGGGCGCUCUCCCUCACAGAGAGUUCAGUAACAGCUGUGGGUAUAGAGAUCAUAUAUAAAUAAUGCGCGCGCGUGUGUGUGUGUGUGUGUGUGUGUGUGUGUGUGACCGUGAUAUGGUCAUUUGGGCAUUUUGACUUCUACGACAGUCAUGGCACAGCAGAGAAGAGGAGCAGAGAAGUUGAUUUUGGAGAAUAUCUUACAAUGUGUUGCACAUUAUCUUAGCCAUUGUGAUGCAGUACAAUCCCAGCUAAAAUCUGGACCUUAUUCCUACCAGAAGGCCAGAUCCAAUUGAUUGUUGAGUGUCAGAUUCGGGUCAUGUCAGUGCCGGAUCAGGUUCAUAUCAGUGCCAAAUUAGGGCCAUAACUUUGCCAGAAUAUGGCCAUUUCAGUUCUGGAUCAGGGCCGUAUCUGUGCUGUAUCAGGGCCGUAUCUGUGCCGGAUCAGGGCCGUAUCUGUGCCGGAUCAGGGCCGUAUCUGUGCUGUAUCAGGGCCGUAUCAGGGCCGUAUCUGUUCUGGAUCAGGGCCUAUCUGUGCCUAAACCCCUCUAGAGUCCAGUCCCUCUAGUCUAGUGGGACUAGAUACGUUAGAGCGCUGUUCCUCCGUGCAACACAGGUAGCCCUUGCCUUUAUGUGGAUAUUAAGCUGCUAUUUUUCAGAAUGUGUAUGGUUGGUGGUUGUUUACAACCAUUCAUUUGUAAAUAUGUUCAAAGCUUGAAUUUGUU